Momordica charantia (bitter melon) is the source of this 851-nucleotide messenger RNA. Its product is annotated as copper transporter 6. Gene Ontology annotation, biological process: copper ion transmembrane transport. The record is from RefSeq and is a predicted model, not a curated record. Gene Ontology annotation, molecular function: copper ion transmembrane transporter activity. Gene Ontology annotation, cellular component: plasma membrane. NCBI's taxonomy places the organism in Eukaryota, Viridiplantae, Streptophyta, Magnoliopsida, Cucurbitales, Cucurbitaceae.
UCUAUGUGUUCGAUGAAAUGUCUGAAUGGCUUUUGAGAUUUCUGUGUUGGUGUGGGGGCUAUGGGGGAUGGGGAUUUUAUACAAGGGGAAGAUGGAUUGAUGAUGGGAAGUUUCGGGGAUGUUCUUGUCCUCUCUUUAGUGGGGUAACUGGUGGUAGUGUUCUUCAUCCUUCCACCAGCUUCUACCUUCUUCUUCGGCGUGCGUGGCCCCUUUCGAACGAGCAUCAUCCGGGAGCUUCUGGUAUGGACUCUAUGGACAUGUCUCCUCCAGCCAUGGAUGGCAACACCAGCACGAACAACUCUACCGGUAAUAAUAUGACGAUGACGAUGAUGACGACGAAGAUGCAGAUGAGCUUCUACUGGGGCAAAGAUGCUGUGGUUCUAUUCUCAGGGUGGCCUAAAGAGAGCCUUGGCAUGUACAUAUUGGCUUUCUUCUUCAUCUUCCUCCUGGCCUUCACCGUUGAGUUCUUGAGCCACACACCACCCAACAAGCUCGGCAAGAGCCCUGUCGUCGGCGCCUCAAUUCAGGCUGUCAUCUAUGCUUUCCGGACAGGCUUAGCAUAUCUGGUCAUGCUGGCUGUUAUGUCUUUCAAUGUUGGAAUCUUUAUAGCGGCUGUGGCUGGCCACACUCUCGGGUUCUUCGUCGUCGAGGUUCAUGCUCUUACCGUCGAAAAGAGGACUGAUUCUACUGAAGUUUGAUUGCAGUUUGAGCUAUGUGGCUUUGAUACGAUUUUGUUUGUGUCUUUUUGAACUCCUUGUUUUAAUUUCGUUUAUGCUGAUUUGUACAAUGAAAAGCUUCACUGGCGGCUGGUAUUAUUACUUAUAUAUCUUCGACGGAGAAAAGACUGUGUU